Messenger RNA from Gossypium arboreum, 1721 nucleotides. RefSeq names its product L-type lectin-domain containing receptor kinase I.8-like. Gene Ontology annotation, cellular component: plasma membrane. The record is from RefSeq and is a predicted model, not a curated record. Lineage: Eukaryota; Viridiplantae; Streptophyta; Magnoliopsida; Malvales; Malvaceae. Gene Ontology annotation, molecular function: ATP binding; carbohydrate binding; protein tyrosine kinase activity. Gene Ontology annotation, biological process: protein phosphorylation.
UAUUUCUAUUUUGGCGAUAAAAUUUAGACCAAGUAAAGCUCCGAGAGAUUAAGUCAAAGCUAUUGACUGUUGCAAAUCCUUGGAAAUAUAAAGGACGGAAAAGAACUCACAGUUAGAUUCUUGAUAUAAACAAAAAUUGAUUUUGCCAUCUUUUUUUUUUUCUUCUAUCAAUGGCUGCUACUGCAGUUCUUCGAUCAAUCCCUAUUCUGAUGACAUUUCUUAUGUUGUUAGAGCAGUUUGCGCUAUCCCAUUCCCAAGUGGAAAACCAGUUCAUCUUCAAUGGCUUUAAUGGAGCCAACCUGCAUCACAAUGGGAUUGCUGAGAUUCAACCCAAUGGUCUAUUACAGCUAACCAACACUUCAAAGAGACAAAUCGGCCGUGCUUUCUUCCCUUUUCCCCUCAAGUUCAACAAAUCCUCAUCUAACAUCUCUGAUUCCCUUUCAUUUUCGACCAACUUUGUGUUUGCCAUUGUCCCAGAAGAGACCGAUCCUAUUGGUGGCCAUGGUAUUGCGUUCAUUAUUGCACCUACCAUGGAGCUGACAGGGGCUAUUUCAAACCAAUACUUGGGACUUUUUAAUUCUUCAAGCAAUGGCCUUUCUUCAAACCAUGUGUUUGCUAUAGAGCUAGACACAGUUCAAAGCCCUGAAUUUGGAGACAUCAACGGGGGUCAUGUUGGCAUUGACGUGAACAACUUGAGAUCUUUGGAAACAGCUUCGACAGCAUACUUCGUCGAAGAUGAAGGGCAAAAUAGAAGCUUGGAACUCUUAAAUGGAAAUCCAAUGCAGCUGUGGAUCGUCGAGGAAGUGGACAAGUUGCUGAAUGUAACACUAACUCCUAUGGGAAGCAACAAACCGAGCCAACUGCUUUUAUUAACAACCGUUGAUCUUUCUAAUGUUUUAUUGGAUUCUAUGUAUGUUGGUUUCUCUUCAUCGACUGGUGAAGUGGUUAGCAGCCAGUAUAUUCUGGGGUGGAGCUUCAGUAAAAUUGGGAAAGCUCAAAGCCUAGACUACUCAAAGCUUCCUUCACUUCCUCGGAGAAAAUUAAAGGCGAAUGGAGAUUUACAAAUUAUUAUCCCUGUAAUAGUUGUGAUUGCUUUGCUUGUGACAAUCUUUGGUGGUGCAUUUGCAUAUGUUGUAAGAAGGAAAACAUAUGAAGAGAUACGCGAAGACUGGGAAAAAGAAUAUAGCCCUCAAAGAUUUUCUUUCAAGGAUCUCUAUAAAGCAACAGAGGGUUUUAAAGAGAAAGAGCUACUAGGACGUGGGGGUUUCGGAAAGGUUUAUAGAGUAGUGUUACCGUCUUCAAGCCAACAAGUUGAAGUCAAGAGAAUCUCCCAUAAUUCAGAACAAGGAAUGAAGGAAUUUGUUUCAGAAAUUGUGAGCAUGGGAAGGUUAAGGCAUAGGAACUUGGUGCAGCUCCUCGGCUACUGCCGGCGAAAAGGAGAGCUUCUCUUGGUCAAUGAAUAUAUGCCUAAUGGAAGUCUAGACAAAUUCCUAUUUAACAAUUCAAAGCCAAACCUUAGUUGGGAUCAACGGUUUCAGAAUCUUAAAGGAGUAGCAUCUGCACUGCUUUACCUUCAUGAAGAGUGGGAGCAAGUUGUUCUUCACAGAGAUGUAUGUUCUUAAAUACCAAUUUAAGCCUUGAAACCAAAUUGAAAUAGCAAAAUAUAUGUUUAGUAUUUUUUUUCAAACACAAAAUAUUAAUUGUAAGAUCAUUUGAAUUUA